This is a messenger RNA of Staurois parvus, 1242 nucleotides long. The record is from the annotation of a GenBank genome assembly. Lineage: Eukaryota; Metazoa; Chordata; Amphibia; Anura; Ranidae.
AUGCCCCACCGAUUCAAGACCUACAAUUACAAAAGCCCCACUUUCUGUGAUCACUGUGGCAGUUUGCUCUGGGGUUUGGUGAAGCAGGGGUUGAAAUGUGAUGAAUGUGCUAUGAAUGUUCAUCACAAGUGUCAGACCAAAGUGGCCAAUUUGUGUGGCAUCAACCAGAAACUUCUAGCAGAGGCUCUGAAUCAAGUCAGCAUGCUGUGCAACCAGUUUCAGCUCUCUGAUAUCCUCAGAGGAUUCAGAGAGCCUGCCUACAAGUUGGAGUUUAACACAAUGAAGCAGAACGCCAGCUACAACCAGUAUGAUAAGCUUUGGGAGGGUAGCAGUCCUCAGCCUGCGAGAGGGCCCAGUAUCAGCAGCCGUGUAUCAGUGGAGAAUUUCACAUUUCACAAGGUUCUUGGAAAAGGCAGCUUUGGAAAGGUCCUCUUAGCUGAGGUAAAAGGCAAGAAUGAGUUUUUUGCUGUAAAAGCUCUAAAGAAAGACGUAGUGCUGAUUGAUGAUGAUGUGGAGUGCACCAUGGUGGAGAAACGUGUGCUGGCAUUAGCAUGGGACAAUCCAUUUCUAACUCAUAUCUACUGCACCUUCCAGACUAAGGAGCAUCUCUUCUUUGUUAUGGAGUUUCUGAACGGUGGUGAUUUGAUGUUCCACAUACAGGACAAGGGUCGGUUUGAUCUUUUCAGGGCUACGUUCUAUGCAAGUGAAAUAAUCUGUGGAUUACAAUUCCUCCACUCAAAGGGAAUUAUUUAUAGGGAUCUGAAAUUGGAUAAUGUGAUGUUGGAUCGGGAUGGUCAUAUCAAGAUUGCAGACUUUGGUAUGUGCAAGGAGAAUGUUAUUGAUGAAAAUAAAGCAAGCACUUUCUGUGGGACCCCAGAUUAUAUUGCUCCAGAGAUAUUACAUGGACAUAAGUACACAUUUUCUGUAGACUGGUGGUCAUUUGGAGUCCUGCUGUAUGAAAUGUUGAUUGGUCAGUCUCCUUUCCAUGGUGAUGAUGAGGAUGAGCUGUUUGAAUCCAUUAGAAUGGACACUCCACACUAUCCAAGAUGGAUCACAAAGGAAUCCAAAGACAUCCUAGAGAAGCUGUUUGUGAGAGAUCCCACAAAGAGACUUGGUGUAACUGGAAACAUCAAGUUACAUCCUUUCUUCAAGACUAUCAACUGGACUGCUUUGGAAAAGAGAGAAGUAGAACCACCCUUUAAACCAAAAGUGGUAUGUAUUUCAUUGUACACAUUUUUCUAA